AUCUCCUUUAUUCAUACUCUACAUUCAUAACUAGACAUACCAUUGUUGUAAAAUUAUCACUUCUAUCUUAAUUACUCUUUUGGAAUCAUUAUUUGUCAUUUUAUUUAAAGUGUCGUAUUUUUCUUUCAGAGUGAGAAUUGAAAUCAAAAAUAUUUCACAGUUAAACGUAAACAAACCAUCCAACAUCGAACUGAUUCAUAAUACUUGACAUAACAAUGACAUCUAAUGGAGUCAAUGGUAAUGGUGAUGCCACAUCAUCAUCAAAACUUGCCCUUAAAGGAUCAUCCAAAAUAGUUACUGAUUACUUCGAAUACGCUAUAAAUUCAAUAUUGUUUCAAAGAGGAAUAUACCCUAUAGAAGAUUUCAUAACGAUAAGGAAAUAUAAUCUAUCAUUAUUGGUGAGUAAUGAUCCUGAAGUUAAAACAUACAUUGCUAAUAUCAUGCUUCAGAUUAAGAAAUGGAUUUAUGGGAAAAGAAUAGCGAAAUUGGUGGUGGUGAUUAUAUCGAAAUCUACCUUGGAAAAUAUCGAAAGGUGGGAAUUCAAUAUUGACGUGUUACAAGAUGAUAAUAUUGGAAGUGGAAAUGAUACUCCUAAGUCGAAGGAUGAAACCCAACGUGAGAUCCAAUCCAUUAUUAGACAAAUCACAUCAUCAGUGUCUUAUUUACCUGUUUUAAAAGAAGAUGAUUAUUCAUUUAAUGUAUUGGUAUAUACUGAUCCAAAUAAUCCUACAAAUACUAUCCCUAUAGAAUGGUGUGAUACCAAUGGAGAUGGAAGACAUAUAGCUGGUGAUAAUGUUGAUAAGGUUGAUUUCACUUCAUUUUCUACUAAUUUACAUAAGGUGGGUACCUCGGUUAGUUAUAAAUUAGAUUAAAAUUAUAUAUGUAAAUACU
This is a messenger RNA of Scheffersomyces coipomensis, 891 nucleotides long. It is a transcript of the gene MAD2, whose product is annotated as spindle checkpoint protein. Gene Ontology annotation, cellular component: cytoplasm; kinetochore; nucleoplasm. The transcript has a single exon. NCBI's taxonomy places the organism in Eukaryota, Fungi, Ascomycota, Pichiomycetes, Serinales, Debaryomycetaceae. The record is from RefSeq and is a predicted model, not a curated record. Bases 216 to 872 code for a protein of 218 amino acids. Gene Ontology annotation, biological process: mitotic spindle assembly checkpoint signaling.